Salvia hispanica is the source of this 2177-nucleotide messenger RNA. RefSeq names its product protein ESMERALDA 1-like. NCBI's taxonomy places the organism in Eukaryota, Viridiplantae, Streptophyta, Magnoliopsida, Lamiales, Lamiaceae. The record is from RefSeq and is a predicted model, not a curated record.
UUUAAACGAUUUCCUUUCUCUCACUCUUCUUCUGAUUCUUCCUCUUCCACAAUCUUCACAAUUGCCCUAAUUUCUUCCCCAAUUUUGAAUCCUUUCCGAUAAAAUUGACCAUCGCCGCCAUCUGUUUGCUAUAAUGCCAAUGCAACAGCGAUGAAACCGUACCAAUUCCCCACCAGCGGAAGUUGCAGCCCGAGAUCGCCACCAGCGUCUCCCCGGCAUCGCAGCCGCUCUCCGCGAUACCGCCGCGCCGCAAAGCCAGUCCGUCCAGCUCCUAAAUCACUCGCGCGGUGGCUCUGGUGGUUCCUGCUGUCGCCACUGCUCAAGCACCGGGGUGUAUACAUCGUUGUUUUUCUGCUUUACCUUUCGGUCAUGUUGUUCUACAUGGGAGCGGUGCCGUCUGAUAUCGUCCCCGCUGUUGUUAAGCUUACGCAUACUCCUGGCUUGGUUUAUCGGAGCCCCAAGCUCUACGCCAAGCUCCGAUCGGAUAUGGACUCUGAUAAUUCGUCUGUUGAUGCGAUAUCCACUGUAUGGAAAAACUCUUAUAAAAACGGUGAAUGGAGACCAUGCAUCAAAAAAUCAUCAGGAGGCUUGCCUGAGUCAAAUGGAUAUAUAUAUGUUGAGGCCAACGGUGGGCUGAAUCAACAGCGAACAUCGAUAUGCAAUGCUGUGGCUGUGGCUGCCUACCUGAACGCAACUCUAAUAAUUCCAUAUUUCCAUUUCCAUAGUAUUUGGAGAGAUUCAAGCAAAUUCAGUGAUAUAUAUGAUGAAGAACUUUUUGUAAAGACGCUGGAACAUGAUGUUCGAAUAGUGAAGACAAUUCCAGGAAACAUAAUGGAGCGAUUUGACUAUAACUUGAGCAACGUGUACAACUUCAGAAUACAUGCAUGGUCAUCAAUAAAUUACUACAAAGAUACGGUUCUUGCAAAGCUGCUUGAAGAAAAGAUCAUAAGAGUGUCCCCCUUUGCAAAUCGGCUGUCGACAGAUGCUCCUCUGGCUGUACAACUACUUAGAUGCUUGGCAAAUUAUCAAGCACUAAGAUUUUCAGAUCCUAUAUCAACUCUUGGUAAACUCUUGGUAGAAAGAAUGAAAAAGCACAGUGCCAAAAAUGGUGGAAAAUAUAUAUCUGUGCAUCUUCGAUUUGAGGAGGAUAUGGUCGCUUUCUCUUGUUGCGUAUACGAUGGUGGAGAGCAAGAAAAAGUAGACAUGGAUGCUGCAAGAGAAAGAGGAUGGAAAGGAAAAUUUACCAAACCAGGUCGAAUCAUAAAUCCUGGUGCAAUCAGACUAAAUGGAAGCUGUCCCUUAACACCUUUAGAGUUAGGUCUUAUGCUGAGGGGUAUGGGCUUUGGGAAAAGCACUUCUAUCUAUCUUGCAUCUGGAAAGAUAUACAACUCUGAGAAGUAUAUGGCUCCUCUCCUGGAAAUGUUUCCAUUAUUACAAACCAAAGAAACACUGGCGUCUCCUGAGGAACUAGCUCCAUUUGAGAAUUACUCUUCCAGAAUGGCAGCUAUAGACUACACUGUUUGCCUUCACAGUGAAGUUUUUGUACCAACUCAAGGUGGGAACUUUCUGCAAUUACUGCUUGGCCAUCGAAGAUACUUGUAUGGUGGACAUUCGAGGACAAUCAGGCCAGACAAGCGGAAGUUGGCGUUGUUAUUUGACAAUCCAAAUAUUGGGUGGAAAAACUUCAAGAGGCAGAUGGUAAAUAUGCGCGUAUAUACUGUCUCGAAAGGCUUGCAGUUGAAGAGACCGAAGGAUUCAAUAUACUCGUUCCCCUGCCCAGAUUGCAUGUGCAAAGCAGACAAGAGCGGAGAUGCAAGAUGGCCACCGGUAAGGCGAUUCCUCUAGGUGGUAGUACUAGUACACGGUAGAUACAGAAGCAGAGAGUUAUAUUUGUCCUAUUAUUUGUGCUGGAUUUUCUUCGAUUUUGGCGUGGCUAUAGGUAUUCUUUGACUGGUUCAAGGGGUUGUAAAGCAAGGGAUGUGAUGAUUACCCCUAAUUUUAAUGGAGGAUUUAGCUGAUCUACACAGGCAAACACUAGAAGUUGAAUACAUCUACUUGUACAAUCAACACUUGUAUCUAACUGAGUUGAGUUUUUGAUUUCUGAUUUGUAAAUCACUCCUUUCACUGUACAAUUCAUUUUUACCAAAGAUGUAGUGUAAUCAAAGUUCUCAGCAUCA